UCUCCACCAUAUUAUGUUGGUACAGUUUUUACACUGACUUGGACGCUGGGGAGCCUAUCUUUGUGUGAGAGUUCCUUUGUAAGCAAAAUGCUCUGAGUUCAUAUUUAGUAUUCAGUCCGUGUUUCGUAGGCGCAUCAACAUAACAGCAGCAAAAUGACUGGCUGUUCAGCUGUUAAGUGCAAGAAUAGAACAGAAGAUGGAGUUGCUCUUUUCACAAUAACCAAGACGAGACGCCCGGAGUGGCUGAAGAUCCUGGGCUUGCCUGAAUCUACACCGCUGCAGUCCCGCAUUUGUGAGGUUCAUUUUGAGGCCGACCAGUUCCAACUGGACAAAUCAGGAAGGUUAACAUUGAAACCUGGUGCUGUUCCGACAUUGUUUGGCUCAAAUUUAAAACACCAACUCAGGCAAGAGACAGUUUCGACCGUCACCUGCAGUCCAAUUACUGAGGAUGUUUGGAGCUGCUCUCAUGGAACUGCAAGCAUCAAAUAUGUUGGCGCUCAGGCUGUGCUUCGGAAGCAUGUAAUGAAGGAUGCCACAAAUCUUCAGGAAAAUUUACAACCGAGCCGUUCAUUGCCCAGCGUCAAUGCGGAGGAGAUACUGAUAGAAAACAAGAACUUGUUAAUUGAACGUGAGGAAUUGAGGAGAGAAAACAAGAACUUGUUAAUUGAACGUGAGGAAUUGAGGAGAAGGAAGGCCCAUCUUUUGAUGGAUGUUGAUUGCCUCAGUAAACUCUUGCGCAGGCUGGAGGAAAACCCGUCCCUACUGCGCCAGUGUCUCUGACAGCGCGUUCUCAUUUUUGUUUUAUCAUAGAAUUAUCCGCUGAAUGCAGUCCUGUGCACGCCCCUACAUUGUGGCUUCGUAAGUGCAAAGUCUGGACAAUUUUGUCAAAUUUUUUUCCGGGAUCACCUG
Messenger RNA from Thrips palmi, 909 nucleotides. RefSeq lists its product as uncharacterized. The record is from RefSeq and is a predicted model, not a curated record. Gene Ontology annotation, molecular function: sequence-specific DNA binding. NCBI's taxonomy places the organism in Eukaryota, Metazoa, Arthropoda, Insecta, Thysanoptera, Thripidae. The transcript is spliced from 5 exons. The coding region runs from base 154 to 780 and encodes 208 amino acids.